This is a messenger RNA of Solanum pennellii, 2010 nucleotides long. RefSeq lists its product as uncharacterized. The coding region runs from base 285 to 1592 and encodes 435 amino acids. Lineage: Eukaryota; Viridiplantae; Streptophyta; Magnoliopsida; Solanales; Solanaceae. The record is from RefSeq and is a predicted model, not a curated record. The transcript is spliced from 5 exons.
UCUAUCGAUCUAAUAAUCACUUUAGCAACAAUACAAGAAACUAUCAAACAAAUAAAAUCUUUCCCCUUAUAAUUAUCUAAUAUAUGGACAUAUUCCACAAAGCCAAGGUUGUAACACUCAAGAGCCAUAUAGAUAAGUACUUAGUAGCCGAUGAUGAUCAAGAAACCACCCGUCAAAGCCGGCGCAACGACUCGUCGAGUCGAAAGUCAUGAUGGCUAGUUGAGCUUGUUAGCGGAACUAGCCACCUUAUUCGACUCAAGAGUUGUUAUAGUGGCAAAUACCUCAUGGCUUCUGAAGAACCAUUUCUACUUGGCAUGACAGGUAAUAAAGUGAUUCAAAGUUAUAGUAAUAAUGAUUUGAGAAUCGAAUGGGAACCAAUAAGAGACGGAUUUCAAGUAAAGUUAAAGGCUUUUGGUGGGACGUUUUUACGGGCGAAUGGAGGUAUGCCACCGUGGACGAAUUCGGUUACACAUGAUAGUCCGUACACCGGUUCGACACAUAAUUGGAUUUUGUGGAACGUGGAAAUAGUCGAUGUAUCGGGAAACGAAAUAUCGAUGAUAGGUUAUUCAUCAGUAUCGAGUGUUUCAUCAAUUUCCGAUGAAGUUUCCGGCUUGGAAAUGAGAUCUCCGGCUAUGUCGAUACGUUCAAGUUUUUCAUCUUCACCUAAAAUAUCUAUGAGUUGUUUGAAGAAGAAAGCAGAAGAAAUGGAUCUAUUUUACAAAGCAAAAGCAGUAAGGCUAAGAAGUUAUCAUGAAAAAUAUUUAACAGCAGAGGAAGAUGAAGAAACAGUGAUUCAAGAUCGUGAUGGAGCUUCAAAAAAUGCAACUUGGACUGUUGAAUUCGUAAAUAAUGCUGAAAAAUUCAAUACCAUUAGACUCAAAAGUUGUUAUAACAAGUAUCUUACUGCUUCAAAUCAGAGAUUUUUAUUAGGUAUGACAGGGAGGAAGGUUCUACAAACUCUGCCACAAAGGCUUGAUUCUUCAGUUGAAUGGGAACCCAUUAGAGAAGGGAACCAAGUGAAGCUUAGGACAAGAAAAGGUCAAUUUUUGAGGGCUAAUGAUAGUAUUCCACCAUGGAGGAACUCAGUAACACAUAAUAUCCCACAUAGAACUUCAACACAAGAUUGGGUUUUGUGGGAUGUUGAUGUUGUUGAAAUCUUGGUUCAUUCACCAGUUCCUAAAGAACCUCCACCUUUGGUUUAUCAUGAUCAAGAAGAAGAGACUAAUUGGGGUUCUGAAUCUACUUCACCUUCAUCUACUCUUUACUCUGCAUCAGCACAAAGCUUUUCUAGACAAGAGUCGGGUGAGUUUAUGGCUAGUUCGUUAAUGAAAUUUGGAGACGGGAGGCUGAUUUAUUAUCACAUUGCUAAUGAAUAUGGAGAAAUCAAUGAUGGAGUAGAAGGUUUAUGUAUUCCUUUUAAGGGAAAUAGUGUUGAGGAGCUGACGAAGACAUUGGAAGAAGAAACUGGACUCGAAGACAUUACUGUGUGUACAAAGAGUUCUUUGAAUGGGAAACUUUACCCUCUUCGUUUGCAGCUUCCUCCCAACAACGCAAAUAUGGAUGUCGUUGUUGUGCCAUCCGGCCUCAUCUAAAGUAGCUGGAGAUUUUGCAAAUGCAAGGAUGUCAAUGUAGAGCAAAUUUGAUUGCAUUAUACAUCAAAGGGUGCCUACAUAUGUCUAGUGUUUUGAUAUUGAGUGAGUUGAUAUUACAACGAGCCCUCCAACAAGCAGAAUAGAAGUUGAUCACAAGGCCAUCUCGGGGGAGGUCCUGAUAUCAUAAAGCAUAUUGGACAAACUAUACUUAUAAAGCAUGCAUAUAUAUAUAGACAUAUAUUUGGUUUGUGAAUUCUUUUAAUUUUCCCAUUGUGGGGUACAAGGGGGGGGGGGGGGGGAUUGUUUAAUUACUUGAAUUGAUUCAUUUUUGCAGCUAUAGUUUGAUUGUAAAUUAUUUAUCUAAACUUCCUUUUGAUUGCCUUAGAAUGAAUUGCAUAAAUGUCAAACUUUUAUGUCC